CCGGUUUGCCUGCCCCGGUGGAGGCGCCCCUCAGGGAGGCAGAGGCGGGGGCGCGGGGGCCCGGCGCCCCCGGGGGCCCGGCCCGCCUUGCCUUCGGGCUGCGGGGUGGCUCGUAGCCGUGUGCCUGCCGGGAGGCCCCUCAGGAUUCUCCACACCCCGCGCAGCAACCGGGCUUCCCGGCUGGGUCGCCAGACCCAAAAGCAUGUCUGCAGUGUCCGCUCGCCGAAGCUUCGGAAUGCGUACUGCCCACAGCUCGUGUGUUUCUACUAAUACCGCUUUGGUGAUUGGCCUUUUUUUUUUUUUUUUUUUUUUUUUUUUUUUUUUGUGUGUGAAAUCUGGCGCGGCUGUUGUAAUGCAAGUGUAUCGCAGGAGCUGUAGGAACUGCGGGAGAACGCUCCUCUCCGCUGUGCUUUUCUACUUUAACAGCAACCUCGCUGCCGCUGUGCAGUGGUGGUAGUUACACUGCCCAAACCCUGCAGAUACUACAGAAUUCAAGAGGGGAGAACACCUGUAGCUUAUUUAUUGUAUUAUAAAUUACUUCAGUUGAGGUAAAGAAAAGCAUUGGUAGAAAAUAGCCUUGUCAAUAUGCCGGUCGUUUUCUUGCUGUGUCAGCAGCGUGUCCGAAAGAAAAGCCAUGCUCUGUAACCUACGUUUCAAAGGUCACAGUGCUACAGCUCCAGGCUUCUGAAAAUCACAGUUUGAGCCAGCAUCAUGCCUGGUUUGAAGAUCUGGUCUGUUUUGCUGAUUAUACUAUACCAUUUCUGUCAAAGAUGUAUCCUGAGUGGAAUUUCAACACACGUUGAAAUAGCACAUAGAGCUCUGGAAUUUUUCAUUAAGCAUGAAGGGAAUGUUAAUUAUAGACAGUUGUUACUAAACCACCAAGAUGCAUUUCAGGCUGGGAGCAUUUAUCCUGAUGCCUUUUAUCCUUCAAUCUGCAAAAAUGGAAUAUUCCAUGAUGUGUCUGAAGAUACUCACUGGUCACCAUUUCUCAGUGCAAGUAUUCACUACAUCAGAAGGAAUUAUCCUCAGCCUUGGGAAGAGGCUACAGAGAAGCUGGUGGCUUUCCUGUUUGGAAUUGCCUCACAUAUGGUGGCAGAUGUUAGCUGGCAUAGCCUGGGCAUCGACCAAGGAUUUCUGAAGGCCAUGGGAGAAAUUGAUUUUCAUGGUUCAUACUCUGAAGCUCACAGUGUUGGCGAUUUUGGAGGAGAUAUACUGAGUCAGUUUGAGCUGGACUUCAGUUAUCUGGCAUCAAACUGGUAUGUACCUGUCAAAGACCUAGCAGCUAUCUAUAAGGAAUUUUAUGGAAAAGAGAUCAUAACUGAGAGCACAAUUACUGACUGUACUUACCUGCUCUUUCUUGAACUGCAUGGAGAAAGGCUUGCUGUUGCCAAGCUUUUUCCAACUUAUGCUAGUAAAUCUCCAUUUCUGGUGGAGAAGUUCCAUGAGUAUUUCCUUGGAGGGGUCGAUGACAUGGCAUUCUGGACAAACAAUAUUUUUGAGCUGACAAGCCAUAUGCUGGAGAAUGGAACCAGUGGCUGCUUCCUGCCUGAGAACCCUCUGUUUAUAAACUGCACCGAGGAGCACAAGGACAGCUACGUCAGAAACAAACAAUCAAACCACGAACGUCACCAGAAUACAACUUCUUUGCUUACAAAAACACUUGAAAAGAAUAUAAAUUAUACAGAGAGAGGGGUUCACUUCAGCAUACAAUCUUGGGCAACAAAUUCCCUCCGCCUGAUAAACCGUGCUUUUUCAACCAGUGUCUGGAAAGCAUUAGCAGCUACACAUCAGAAAUCUUCUAAGCACAUCUCCAAGCCAGCAGCUUCAUAUUUUCUGACGUCAUCCUAUGCUAGACUUGGAUGGGCGAUGAUCUCAGCUGACCUAAACCGGGAUGGAUAUGAAGAUCUGGUGGCCGGAGCACCGGGGUACAGCACUUUGGGCCAUGUUCAGAUAGGACGGGUCUACGUGGUCUAUGGCAACCAGUCAGGUUUGCCACCAGGGGAUAUGGAUCUAGACCGGAAAGCUGACCAAGUCCUACAGGGUCAUCAGCCUUCAGGAAGGUUUGGUUCUGCCCUGGCAGUCCUGGAUUUCAAUGAGGAUGGAGUCCCAGAUCUGGCAAUUGGAGCACCUUCUGUGGGAUCUCAGUUUCUUACUUACAAAGGUGCUGUGUAUGUCUAUUUUGGCACUGAGGGAAGAGGCUUGGCAUCUCAACCAAACGUUACCAUAACUUGUCAGCAUUCCUACUGUAACCUUGGUUGGUCCCUGCUGGCAGCUGAUGUUGAUGGGGAUGGAAAUGCUGAUCUGGUUGUGGGGUCUCCAUAUGCACCUGGCGGUGGGCAGCAGAGAGGAUUUGUGGUUGCAUUUUUCUCAUAUUUCAACAGGAGUGACCAAGGACUUCUGUCAGUACAGGAUGCCAACUGGAUGGUGAAGGGGGAAGAAAACUAUGCUUGGUUUGGAUUUUCGCUUGACAGCUGCCAGCUGGAGAACGUAACAUUACUGCUGAUUGGUAGCCCCACGUGGAAGAGUUGUGCUGGCUGCAGUCCCUUCUCAUCGGAUAUCAGGCAGAGUGUUGGCAAGGUGUACGGAUAUAACCCACCAGGCACGAAGCACUGGUUUGCAGUCACUGGAGAUAAGGUGAUGGGCAGAAUGGGUUUGUCUCUGGCCAGUGGUGUGAUGUCUGUGGCUGGGACCACAAGGGCAGUUUUGGUGGUGGGUGCACCUACUGCAGACAGCCUGUCUAGGAUUUCAUUUAUCUCCUCAGUGCUGCACCAGGCUGGGCUGGCUCUGGUGUAUGACCUGACAGACAGCACCAAGCCCUCUCUCCUCAGCACAUUCAGCGGGGACAAGAGGUUUUCUCGCUUUGGAGGAGAUGUAUACUUAAGCGACCUGGAUAAUGAUGGACUAGACGAAAUGAUCGUGACAGCCCCGCUGCGAACUCACGACAUCACGGUGCUGUUUGGCGGGGCAGCUGGCCGUGUUUACAUUUACAGUGGGAAGCUGGCUUCCGCAGGGAAUGUGACAGGCCACUGCAAGUCCUGGAUAUCUCCCUGUCCUGAGGACUGGGCACAGUAUGUCCUGAUCUCUCCUGAGGAACUAUCAAGAUUUGGGAGUUCUGUUAUCACUGUGAAGUCUGAAAGCAAGAAAGAAGUUGUAGUGGCAGCAGAGAGAAGUUCAGCAAAAGCUCGACUUGGUGGAAGGCUUUUUGUCUACUCGCUCUAGAAGUUCAUGGUAGCCUCUGAGGCCUGGGCACAACUGGCCUGUUAGUGAAGAAUCCCUGCAGCAGCUGUGAUAACUUCCUUAACACAAACCAACCAACAGACCACAUGACAGCAAGCUUUUGAUAGACGGAUGUCCCAGAUAGCUAGGUAGGGUCCUAGGGGGUGUUAAGGGAGGGAGGGAUGGUCAUGGUUUUUAAGUGAAGAUAAGCAUUCACAGUGGUUUGACUUGCAAACCAACCAAAAAGCUGUGUCAGUCAUGUAAAAGCACAAAUUAAUCCUGUUGUGAGCAGCAGCAUCACUUAACCUAGAAUGAGCAAGCUGAUCUGAAACCUUUCAGAGGCUGAAAGGAGCAGGCGGCUAGAUUUUGGUAGUAGUAUUUGGCUGUACAAGGAAUGUUCAGUGGUCACCUCUACUGGCCAGAUUUGAACAUUUUAUUGACAAAACUAGGGAAGAAUAGCAUGUAUUUUACAAUUCUUUGUAUACUGUGAUACAGAGAGGGAUUCUAAGGUAUCAAAAAGUUGCUGUCAAAAUAAUAAGCACGGAGGAGGGGCAGCUCUAAGCCUGACAAAGGUGGGCGGCACUCAGGACUGCCUCUGUCUCUAGCAAGCCUCAGGGCCUGCACCCUGGGUGUAGACCAGCCGCACUCACCCAGGGACAAAAACACAAACAAGACUGAUGACAUUUUAGGAAAUGCUUUUGCACUCAGGGCUGAGACUACUCUGACACCCUUUCUUUGUAUUUUCAUGUAAAAUUCCAUAACCGUGGUAACUUAGAAUUGUUAACAACUUUUAGUGUUAACAGUGUUGUCUUCAACUAAUUAACACUAAUUUUGUAUGAAACAGAGUGAGCAUCAAUUAUCUAUUAAACACCUUGAGCAGCAA
This is a messenger RNA of Tyto alba (common barn owl), 4099 nucleotides long. RefSeq names its product glycosylphosphatidylinositol specific phospholipase D1 (gene GPLD1). Lineage: Eukaryota; Metazoa; Chordata; Aves; Strigiformes; Tytonidae. Gene Ontology annotation, molecular function: GPI anchor phospholipase D activity. The transcript is spliced from 25 exons. Gene Ontology annotation, cellular component: extracellular matrix; extracellular region. The record is from RefSeq and is a predicted model, not a curated record. Bases 712 to 3219 code for a protein of 835 amino acids.